AUGGUACCGUCCGUCUCUGGUGGUCUGGGCGAUGGUGGCCCCACUUUACCAGAGGAAGGAAAGAGGGCAACAAGAGCCUUGCCUGCAUCAUGGUAUACAUCAGACGACAUGUUCCAGCUUGAAAGGCGAGCCGUUUUCUCAAGAAAAUGGCUGCUCGUCACCCACAAGACACGUCUCUCUAAAGCCGGCGAUUUUCUCAAAUACGAGACUGGUGGCUUCGAAUUCGUGAUAACCAAAGACCGCGACGGCCGGAUACACGGCUUCCACAAUGUUUGCAGACAUCGUGCAUUUCCUGUUGUGACCGAGGAAAGGGGGACGGCCAAGAUCUUCUCUUGUAAAUAUCACGGAUGGUCAUAUGGUCUUAAUGGCAAGCUUGCUAAAGCUCCUGGAUACCAAGAUCUACCCACGUUUGAUAAGAGCAGGAACAGUCUGUUUCCUGUUCACGUGCACAUCGAUCAUAACGGAUUUGUGUGGGCGAAUUUAGACGGCAAAGCCAAACCAGAGAUCCCCUGGGAUGAAGACUUUGGCCAAGUUGACCUCCAAGAGCGCUUUGAGGGCAUCAACUUUGACGACUACGAAUUUGAUCAUACAUGGGAGAUGGAAGGCGACCACAACUGGAAGGUUCUCGCCGACAGCUUUAACGAACGCUAUCCUACGAUUGCCGUGGAUUCGGAUACCGGGAACAUCGCAGACCUAGUAUCAUUUUCCGUCAAAACCGACAAAAUGUCAAUUCAGCACAGCACCACGACAACGCCUCAAGGAGCCGCGAACGACCAGAGGGUUGCAAGCACAUUUUAUUUUCCUAAUGCCUCUAUGAAUGUCUCGCCACACUUUUUCUUCCUCCAACGCUUCGUGCCAAUUGGUGCCUCCAAGACUGCCCUAAAAUACGAAGUCUAUCGCAACAAGAAUUCCUCGGAAGAGGACUUUCAGGAAGUGAAUCAGCUCUACAAGACCAUCUUGUCCGAUGACAAAUACCUGUGCGAUCUGACCCAAAAGAACCUCAACCAGCAUGUAUUCACCAAUGGUGAGAUGCACCCUGACCUAGAAAAGGGCCCCCUAUAUUUCCAGGCCAUCCUCCGAGACGAAGUCAUGAAGCACUAUAAACGAGAACAGACGCUACGGAGGGAGAUCUGGCCGGCUGCACCACCGCCAGUUCAGGAUGCAUCGACUAGCGAGGAGGAUGUUGAAUUUUGUUCAGGCCUGGCGUGCAGCCCGGCACAGCAACAGCAGAUUGUUUGGUAG
This is a messenger RNA of Cyphellophora europaea CBS 101466, 1242 nucleotides long. RefSeq lists its product as uncharacterized. Gene Ontology annotation, molecular function: iron ion binding; 2 iron, 2 sulfur cluster binding. The record is from RefSeq and is a predicted model, not a curated record. The transcript is spliced from 3 exons. Bases 1 to 1242 code for a protein of 413 amino acids. Lineage: Eukaryota; Fungi; Ascomycota; Eurotiomycetes; Chaetothyriales; Cyphellophoraceae.